AGGAUGAACCAAGGAGGAGUCUGAUCAUGUGUAGUUUCUCAUUCUGCUAAAGGGUUUCACUGUUGUAGUUAAGUGACACCAAGGUUUCGGGCAGAAACACCCUCCAAUGACAUUUGUUUAACCCAAAGUAGUUCAUACACAAAGAAAAAAAUGUCAAUUUCCAAGCUCUCCUUAUUUAAGGCUGGGUCUUAAGAUGUUGUGUUGUAGAGAUGUCAGGAAAAAUGUAGCAAAUUUAAACCAUUGCAUGGGUCGAUGGUUAGGUAAUUUCUAGAUGAAUGACAAAGGAAACAGGUUGCAUCAAGACUGCUGCUCUCACUUCCUUCUGUGGGGAGAUACACAAAUUGCCUGAAGAAGAACAAAGCCAGUGUUCACUCUGCCCCAGCAACGAUGGGCAACUGGGUGGUGAAUGAGGGACUCUCCAUCCUUGUCAUUCUUGUGUGGCUGGGGUUAAAUGCCUUCCUCUUUUGGUGGUACUACAGAGUAUAUGAUGUUCCAGUCAAAUACCACUAUAGCAGAAAGCUUCUUGGGUCUGCUUUGGCUUGGGCACGAGCACCUGCAGCCUGUUUGAAUUUCAACUGCUUGCUGAUUCUGCUGCCAGUCUGUCGAAACCUGCUCUCCUUCCUUAGAGGAUCCAGUGCGUGCUGCUCAACCCGUAUCCGGAGACAGCUAGACAGGAACCUCACGUUUCACAAAAUGGUGGCUUGGAUGAUUGCCCUUCAUACGGCCAUACACACCAUUGCACAUUUAUUUAACGUAGAGAGGUGUGUGGAUGGACGUGUUGAAGCAAAAGGAACUAUUCAAGCUGCUCUCUCUGAUCUUGGUGACAAGACAGGAGAAACCUACCUGAAUUUUGUCAGAAAAAAAAUCCCGAACCCCGAAGGUGGCCUAUACGUAGCUUUCACAUACUUGGCAGGUCUCAGUGGUGUCAUCAUUACAUUGGCCCUUAUAUUAAUCAUCACAUCAUCCACUAAAACCAUUCGAAGGUCCUAUUUUGAAGUCUUUUGGUACACACACCAUCUCUUUGUCGUCUUCUUUAUUGGACUUGUCAUUCAUGGAGCUGGCCGUAUUGUACGUGGACAGACAGAUGAGAGCUUGAAAGAGCAUAAUCCACAUACUUGUGAAAAGAACUUCACUCAGUGGGGAAAAAUAAGUUCAUGUCCUAUCCCUCAGUUUGCUGGAAAUCCUCCUAUGACAUGGAAGUGGGUGGUGGUUCCUAUGAUUUUGUACUUCUUUGAGAGGUUGGUGCGAUUUUGGCGAUCACAGCAGAAGGUUGUAAUCACAAAGGUGGUCAAUCAUCCCUUCAAAACGUUUGAGCUCCAGAUGAUGAAAAAAGGAUUCAAGAUGGAAGUUGGCCAGUACAUUUUUGUCCAGUGUCCCACAGUGUCUCAUCUGGAGUGGCACCCUUUCACACUGACUUCUGCCCCUGAAGAGGAUUACUUCAGCAUUCACAUCCGUAUUGUAGGAGACUGGACAGAGGGCGUGUUCAAUGCCUGUGGAUGUGACAAACAAGAAUUUCAAGAAGCAUGGAAAUUGCCAAAGAUACUUGUGGAUGGCCCAUUUGGCACAGCUAGUGAAGAUGUAUUCAGUUAUGAAACUGUGAUGCUGGUUGGAGCUGGAAUAGGGGUCACCCCAUUUGCAUCUGUACUCAAGUCUGUCUGGUACAAAUACUGCAAUGAUGCAACUAGUCUAAGACUUAAGAAGAUCUAUUUUUACUGGCUCUGCAGAGAUACUCAUGCCUUUGAAUGGUUUGCUGACCUCUUGCAGUCCCUGGAGAAUCAAAUGCAGGAGAGGGACAAUGCACAGUUUCUCAGUUACAACAUCUACCUAACAGGCUGGGAUGAGUCUCAGGCCACUCAUUUUACAGUACACCAUGAUGAAGAGAAAGAUGUGAUUACGGGUCUAAAACAGAAAACCUUGUAUGGCAGACCCAACUGGGAAAAUGAGUUCAAAACCAUUGCAAGUCAGCACUCAAGUUCCAGAGUAGGAGUUUUCCUCUGUGGACCGGAAGCCCUGGCUGAAACACUCAAUAAGCAGUGUAUCAACAACUCGGAUGCUGAUCCACGAGGAGUACACUUCAUUUUUAACAAGGAAAACUUUUAACUCACUGGCCCUGACAGGAUACUGGAAUAGCUAAAUUCAAAAGCUAAAGAGCUUGUUUCUUUUUCUGUUGGAGUCUGGAGAUUAUGGACCAGAUUCUGAUCUCAGUUACACUAAUGUUAAGCUGUUUGCUUCAGUGGAAUUGCCCUGGAUUUACACUGGUGUAACUUUGGCCUUGGGUCUAUUUGUAUGGGCCUCCACAUUCUGAGCAAUUUAGCAGAAAUCUAUUCUUUGUGGGGUUUGUCUCAACUAUCUUUAGCUUCCUGUCAUUUGUAGUGACUUCUUCAGGGUAUCAAUAGAGGUUGCAUCGUGGGGAGCCAGUUUACACUGAUAGUAGCUUAAUCCUAUGAAACAAAAAAGUGUGUUAGCGUAAUGCUUGCUAUUUAACAUGCAGAUUAUUUUGGCUGCAGGGAUUUUCUGGAAGAAAGCGGAAUUUGCGGAGGGAUGAAUGGGACUUAGGCUAUGUCUGAGCUACAGAUUACUUUGGUACAAUUUACGUGGCUCAGAGAUGUGAAUAAUCCACACCCCUAAGACAGUGGUUUUCAAACUUUUUUCCGGGGACCCAGGGUGUGGGAGGGGCUCAGGGCUGGGGCAGAAGUUUGGAGUGCAGGGGUGAGGGCUGUGGGGUGGGGCCAGGAAUGAGGGGUUCAGGGUGUGGGAGGGGGCUCUGGGCUGCAGGUGCAGGCUCUGGGGUGUGGCCAGGGAUGAGGGGUUUGGGGUGCAGGGGGGGCUAAAGGCUGGGGCAGGGAAUUGGGGGGGCAGGGUUGGGGAGUGAACUUACCUCCAGUGGCUCCUGGUCAGCAGUGUAGCUGGAGUGCAGAGACAGGCUUCCUGCCUGUCCUAGCAUCAUGAACUGCGCUGUGCCCCGGGAGCUGCCAGCAGCAUGUCUGACUCCUAGGCAGAAGUGCACAAGUGGCUUUACACAGCUCUCAUGUGCAGGCCCCCCAUCCCCUCCAGUUCCCAUUGGCCAGUUCCUGGCCAGUCCGAGUACGGAACCGGUGCUCAGGGCGGGGGCAGCAUGCAGAACCCUGUGGCCCCCCUUCUGGGGCUCAGCGCGGUGUUGGAACAAUUAGGCACUAGCUUGCCUUAGCUGGGCAGCACCGCCAAUGGGACUUUUAACGCCCCUGUCAGCGGUGCUGACCAGAGCCAGGCGACCCAGCACCUUACAUGCUGUGACCCAGUAAUGGGUUGUGACCCACGGUUUGAAAAACACUGACCUAAGUGCAGGUGUGGCCAGCACUAUGUCAGUGGGAGAGCUUCUCCCUCCUGCCAACAAAGCUACUGCCUCUCACAGAGGU
Molecule: messenger RNA, 3395 nt
Organism: Gopherus flavomarginatus (Mexican gopher tortoise)
Lineage: Eukaryota; Metazoa; Chordata; Testudines; Testudinidae
Gene: CYBB
Product: cytochrome b-245 heavy chain
Exons: 13
Coding region: 388-2100 (570 amino acids)
Biological process (GO): defense response; superoxide anion generation
Cellular component (GO): NADPH oxidase complex; plasma membrane
Molecular function (GO): superoxide-generating NAD(P)H oxidase activity
Source: RefSeq, a predicted model, not a curated record